Branchiostoma belcheri (Belcher's lancelet) is the source of this 2810-nucleotide messenger RNA. Its product is annotated as tyrosine-protein kinase Fer-like. The record is from RefSeq and is a predicted model, not a curated record. The coding region runs from base 189 to 2720 and encodes 843 amino acids. Gene Ontology annotation, molecular function: ATP binding; non-membrane spanning protein tyrosine kinase activity. The transcript is spliced from 18 exons. NCBI's taxonomy places the organism in Eukaryota, Metazoa, Chordata, Leptocardii, Amphioxiformes, Branchiostomatidae. Gene Ontology annotation, biological process: regulation of mast cell degranulation; cell adhesion; chemotaxis.
UCGCGGCGUCACGUUCACGGAAGUAAGUAACCCGUUUCGGGGAGGUGUAGGCCCAAAGUUUUCGACCGGAAAAAACUCUUUUCUUCCUCAAAAAUCGCCACCAACGAGCUCAAAUUGCGAGAGCAUGCGGUAGAGACAACAUAGAUAGACUAUCACUUAGGAAGCAAACACAGUACCAGUAGAGCAUCAUGGGAUUUGGUAACCACCUGCAGAGCGGUGGAGAUGCCCAUCAGGCACUGGUGCAUCUGAUGGACCAGGAGCUGAGACUACUGGAGACCAUCCAGAGGUGCAUCCACAUCCGCAUUAAGAGUGACCGAGAGUACGCCAUGGCACUCUCCGGGAUAACCACCUUCGCCAACAAACACAGGAUCCUGGAUAUAGAGACUCCUACCUUAAAUGCGUGGAACACAGUAAUAGAGGAAACAGAGACAGUGAGUCGGUACAUCAAACAGAACGCAGAAGAACUGAGCAGUGUGACACUGGAGAGAAUUACUGCUCUGAUCAGGGACAAGAAACAAACCCAACAGAUCUACAAGAUGGGCAGAGAGAGGAUAGACCAAGACUUCAAACAGGUUGUAGACCAAGAAGUAAACAAACAGAAAAAUAAGUACAAGGAGGCAGCCAGGGAGACCAGUCAAGCAAAGAGAAAGUAUGAAGAAGCAGUGUCCAAGGGUAAGGCUGGCAGAGACUUGGACAGUACAAAAGACCGCUACGUGAAGAAGACCAGAAAGCUGCAUGCGACACAUAACGACUACCUCCUGGCCACCAAGAGUGCCGUCCUCCACCAGAACGGUUACCGGGAAACCCUCUUACCACGGUUACUAGACUCACACCAACAGAACCAGGAAGAACUGGCAGACCAACUGAAGGACAUCUUUGCUGACUAUCAGAAGAAAACAAAUCUGUCCAGAAAAGAGUUCCGGAGCUCCAACAGAAAGGUGGAAGAAACCAUAGCAGCCCUGCAGUCCAAGGAUGAGUAUGACAGCUUCAUACAGCAACACAAACAUGAACCCCCGCCGUAUGUGAAAAUAGACUUUGACAAGUCAGUGUGGGAAGAGUACAAAGACCCUAUGCUGGAGAACCAAGAGAUUGUCCUGAACAACCUGACAUUUGAGACAGUACAACACAGUUCCACCAUGUUUGAGGCCAGCCUGAGGGACUGUAAAACACAGCUGGAGGAGAAACUCAAAAAACUGAACGACAAGGAGACAGAAAUCACUGAACUACAGAAACUCGGAGCAGAAGGAAAAUCAGAAUGUGGUGUGAAGACCCGUGAACAGAGAGAACUGAGCCAGGCGAUAAACGAGUUGAAGGUAGCAGAGAUGAAACUGGUGGCACAGGAGGAGAUGUUACAGUCUAAGAUCACACAGCUGGGAGACAAGGAGCCACCCUCGGGCAUCGACAUCGCUGAUGUGGCAGUUCCACCUCCAGCUGUGGGGGAGAAGACAGGUGGAAUAAAGAAGAUCAAGUCCAUAUUUUACACGGGGUGGAAGAUGGGAGGAGGGGGAGGGGGGCGUCAGAGUGUCAGUUCUGAGGACCCUGACCCCAACGACCUACAGGAGGAACCCAACGAUGACGCUUAUCAUGAUAUGUUCCCAGCGAAGUCGCUGACAGAUGAAGAGUGGUACCACGGGGCCAUCCCUCGUACGGAGACGUCUCAGCUGCUGAAGGAGGAGGGAGAGUUCCUGGUGCGAGAGAGCUCCCAGAAACCUGGAGAAUACGUGCUGUCUGUCAAGUGGGGAGGGGUGCCCAAACACUUCAUCAUACAGAGCAAUACAGAGGGCCAGUUCAGGUUUGAAGGGCAGGCAUUCCCCACCAUCAAUCAGCUGAUCACCCACCAAUGGGAGAGCGGACAGCCGGUCACUAAGAAGUCUGGCACCGUCCUGGCCCGGCCGGUCAAGAAGGACAAGUGGGAGCUCAGCCAUGAUGAUGUCAUCAUCGGGGAAAAGCUGGGCAGGGGAAACUUUGGUGAUGUGAUGCGGGGAGUUCUGAAAGAUGACAAGACUCCUGUAGCAGUCAAGACCUGUCGGGAAACCCUGCCUAAACAGGUGAAGGACAAGUUUCUGAUGGAAGCCCGGAUCCUGAAGCAGUACGACCACCCCAACAUUGUCAGGCUGAUCGGGGUCUGCUCUCAGAGACACCCCAUUUACAUCGUCAUGGAACUAGUACCAAACGGAGACUUCCUGACUUUCCUGCGGAACCAGGGUGGAACUCUAUCAACCAAUCAGCUGGUCCAGAUGAGUCUGGAUGCUGCGUCAGGAAUGGCUUACCUGGAAGCCAAGAACUGCAUACACAGGGACCUUGCAGCGAGGAACUGCCUGGUUGGGAACAACAACGCAGUGAAGAUCUCUGACUUCGGGAUGUCACGAGAGGAGGAGGAUGGGGUGUACAACGUGUCAGGAGGGAUGAAACAGAUCCCAAUCAAGUGGACGGCACCAGAGGCCAUGAACUACGGGAGGUACACCACAGAGAGUGAUGUGUGGAGCUAUGGGGUCUUGUUGUGGGAAGUCUUUUCCCUCGGGAGUACUCCGUAUCCAGGAAUGACCAAUCAGGCGGCCAGGGAGAAAAUUGAGCACGGUUACCGAAUGUCUGCUCCAGAGAACUGUCCACAGGAGGUGUACGAGGUCAUGCUGUCCUGCUGGAAGUACCAGUCCAGCGAGCGACCGCUCUUCUCCGAGAUCGAGACUAUACUCCAGAGACUCUCCAAACUCAAGUUUUAAAGCUGCAGGGCUAGUAAUAGCAGCACAUCGGCAAAAUGUACUGCACCUGCGCAAAACCCGCAAUGUAUUGUGCAUAGCACUUCAGCAGAA